UCCAGGGUGUACCCCGCCUGAAUGCCCAUUGACCGCUGGAGAUAGGCACCAGCCCCCCCGCGACCCUGCGUGGACACAGCGGGUUCAGACAAUGGAUGGAUGGAUGGAAAUCAAAAAUAAGGAAGAUAUCAAAAAGGACGCAUCUGAUUGGCCAGUUCCUGUUGUGGGCGGGGUUUAUGCGUAGCUACAAAUACACUGCUCUCCUCUAUCACGGUACACACCCAGAGCCAAAACGAUUCAAACACGUACAGUAAAACACAGACGGAUCCUACACGGACUUCUACAGAUCAGAUUAAAUCAUGAGUAAGGACACAGAGAUCGACAUGGAGGAGGUGAAGCUCAAUGAGGUGGACCCUGAGAAGCAGCCCAUGACCGGAGACGGUCCACCGGUGAGUGAGAAGAACGGCAGCGUGAAGCUGAAGGUCCCUGAGGAUGAGGUCACAUUCACCGGCCUAUCCAAGGAUGAGCUGAUGAAGGUCGCGGGCACUCCAGGGUGGGUGCGAACCCGCUGGGUGCUGCUGGUCCUGUUCUGGUUGGGCUGGGUCGGCAUGCUGGCUGGAGCGAUUGUAAUCAUUGUGCAGGCCCCUCGCUGCAAACCCAUCCCGGAGAUGAACUGGUGGAACGAAGGACCUCUGUAUCAGAUCCCUGACCUUGAUGCCUUUUCUGAAGGAAUGGAAGGCCUGGAAGCUAAGUUGGACCACCUGACCCAGAUGAAGGUUAAAGGGCUGGUUCUGGGUCCGUUCCACACCGUCCAGGCUGAUGAGCCCAACACGCUGGAGCUGACACAGAUCAACCCCACCCAGGGGACGGAGAAAGCCUUGGUGUCUGUGCUGGCCAAGGCCCACAAGAAGGGUAUUUCUGUGGUGCUUGACCUGACGCCCAACUACCGGGGAUCCGCCCCCUGGUUCACCGACAAUAACAACGAUAUCGUGGACAAAGUCAAGGCUGCAGCGGAGUACUGGAUGAAUUUGGGCGUCGAUGGCAUCAAGGUGUCCGGUUUCUCUCUCGCCUCAAACUUCACCGACUGGCCCAAACUGCAGGCCGCCGUCCAAGGGAACCGCACCGAGGACACAAAGAAAAGAGCGCUGAUGGGUGUGGUCCAAGGUCUUUCAGCCACACAGGUGUCUCAGCUGGUCAACUCCACUGGUGCGGACCUCAUCCUUCCUGACCUCCUCACCAGCACCGGCGACAAUGUGCAGCGCAUCAGAGACGUGGACGCUCUUCACUCCCAGCAGAGAAGUGUGGCGUGGGGCGUCGGUGCCAGCAAACUGGAGCGUCUGUCUAAACUGGCGACGUCUCCGAGCCUGAUCCGUCUGUACCAGCUGCUGCUGUUCACGUUACCCGGAACGCCGGUGUUCACCUACGGAGAUGAAAUCGGCCUUCAGGCGGGAGAUGGCUCAGAAAGUCCUAAAAUGAUUUGGGACUUGGAUAAAGAACCCUCCAAAGAAGCUCCCGUCGACGAAGCAGCAGAGGCCAAUCGGACGGAGCACAUAGCUGUCAGGACGUGGUUUAAAUCCCUCAGUGACCUCCGAGGCAAAGAGCGUUCCCUUCUCCACGGAGACUACUACCCUCUCUCCUCCUCCGCCUCAUCCCUCGCGUUCCUCCGUGUCUGGGACCAGAGUGAAAGAUACAUCACAGCCUUUAAUUUGGGAACGCAGCCCUUAGAACUAAAGCUUAGCCUGUCUUCAGAUGAAGUGAAGCUACCGGACGUAGCUAAAGUGAAACUGACCACUGAUAAAGAGUUGGAGGAAGACUCUUUAGUGAGCCUGGCCUCGCUCACAUUAGGACCAGAGCAGGCGGUGCUCCUGCAGUUUCCUUAUUCGGGCUGAAGAUGGCGCCAGAUGAAGGAACGGGCCCCGCAGCUCAGAUCAGUUGUCAUGAAAAAGCUCAGUAGCAGUGUCGAUCCAUAGGAACAAGGCCACAUUUUAUUUUUUUACGGCGCUGUAACUGUGUUGGGAAAGCAGGAGGGAAAAACUGUUCAGAAACCUUUUAAAGUGUGACGUGUUUUCCUGUUUUUAAGGUGGCGUUGUCCGACUCGCUGUUCAGACGUGUGACACAUUCCUCUGUUCGUAGGGCAUUCCUCUAGCAGCUUUCAUUAUUGUUAUUUAAAAGUUUCCAUGGACGGGUUUCCUCCCACAAAUGUACGUUUUACUCUGGGCUCGAGGAGAACAGCGCUGAACACCAAUAAACUGGUCUGGACUGA
Nothobranchius furzeri (turquoise killifish) is the source of this 2203-nucleotide messenger RNA. It is a transcript of the gene slc3a2a, whose product is annotated as solute carrier family 3 member 2a. Lineage: Eukaryota; Metazoa; Chordata; Actinopteri; Cyprinodontiformes; Nothobranchiidae. Gene Ontology annotation, molecular function: L-leucine transmembrane transporter activity; aromatic amino acid transmembrane transporter activity; L-alanine transmembrane transporter activity. The record is from RefSeq and is a predicted model, not a curated record. Gene Ontology annotation, cellular component: basolateral plasma membrane; apical plasma membrane. Gene Ontology annotation, biological process: L-alanine import across plasma membrane; L-leucine import across plasma membrane; carbohydrate metabolic process.